AUGGCCGCUGGGAUGGUUUUUCGUGGGGCUUCACGAGUCGCCACUGCUGCCGCUGCACACCGCCCUACACAAGUCACAAUCGUUUUUCCUUUUGCUAGUUGUGGCAUGUUGGCCGGUCCAAUAUGCAUACAAGGACGAUUAUUUUACCGUUCUUUUCCACUUCGACUGGAGUUGAAUCCAUCGGGGAAUCUGUAUAGCAUGGAGCACGCGUUCGAGGAGCCGACAUUUCGUUUUAUGUGUGAGGGGGAGGAUAUCGAUUAUAGAGAAGAGGUUCGGGCAGCUUUGCUUGAAGUGCUUGCCAAAAAACCGUCCAAUUUUGUUGGUCGGACAGAAGAAACAUGGAUGCAGGAGAAUUCGCCUCAACGUAGCGUGCAACUCCUCCGAGCUGUGGCUAAAAAGCAAUUGCUUUCGUUUGCACAAGUGAAAUCAACUCCCCGUUUGUUUUCUGCGUUCUUUGAUGUGCUAGCAUCAUGUAGCACUUCAUUGGCUUUAAUUGCUGCUGACCAUUUCACAUUUGCGGCGAUGAUUGCGAAGCAUGGGACGAAGGAGAUGCAGGAGGCAAUAUUAGAUGAUGUGGAUACCUGUCGUGUCAUUGGCACAAUUGCCCACAGGGAACUUAUAGCGGAAGGUGUCCCGUUGAAUUCGGAGGCGCGGUACGACAAGGACGAGAAGUGUUUUGUGUUGAGAGGGGCGGGGAAGUUUGCCGUCGUGGGAGCAGGAUGCGCGGAUUGGGCAAUUGUGACGGCGACGCUUACCUUGAACAGACAGGACAACCAAGGUCCUCAACUCUUUGUUGUGCAGCUGCGGGAACGAGGCGUUCUGAAGAAGGGCGUGAGCAUGCGGCCCAUGCAAGGGGAAAAUCCAACGAUGAGUGCAAGUGGAGUGGGAAUUCUUCAUUUUGAUGACGUUCGCAUCGCUGUUUCUGCCCUUUUACUUCCAUCACGAGUUGUGGAUGGAGGGGUUUUGAUAACGGAGGACGCGGAUACUUCGACGUCUCUUCAGGCAUUAACGUUGCAAAUGCGUUUGGCAACCGCUGCACUCUACGCUGGUGCACUGAAGAGGUUCUUGACAAAUGUUGUUUUUUUCAUUGCACAAAAAGAUGUUGUGGGACCGGAUGGGAGAAGGGAUUACCCUUUUUUUGGUGUGCAACAUGUACAAACACCACUUGUGAAAAUUAUUGCGAAAUCCUACGUGUAUUUAGCAGAUUGGCGCCGUAUACUUUCAGUGUUCUCGAAGCCAACGGAGAGGCGCCCAACCUAUGAGGACGAGACGAAGCUGGCCGGGACCAUCCACUUCUUGCAAGAAACUCUUCUUGAGCUGCAUCGGUUUGUGGAUGAAUUUAUGGGGGUCCACGCAUCACUGGGGAGCACGGGCAAUAUUGACGCGGUUGUGAUGGCACACCUGCGUCAAGAAGGUGCAGAUCAGUCAUCGCUGAUCCGUGAGGUUGCGUUCAAGUCAGUCACAAAAAAUAUAGGAGCCAGCCAUUGGGGUUGGUGGCUUACCAGUCUGCUGCAGCCUUUUGCGGCGUUGGAUAGAUUUGUUAAAAAUCCCUUUUAUUCUCCCCGAAUUGCUGAUCUGGGCAGGCAUUUGAUUUUUUUUAGUCACAAACACUAUUCUGCGAAAAAGCGACUGCGGCAGUCACGGGAGAUUGAGCGUCGAAAAGGGGGCGCGGAACAUCAGUGGUACGACUGGGUGAUGUUUCGUCAUCAACAAGUGCUGCAUUGUGGUGAGGCCUACAUGGAGAUGUUUUCCAUGGAGGUGAUGAUGGCCGAGACACAAGCGUGUACCGACCCGCGGGCGAGAAAGAUUCUUCGAGACAUUGGGUGGAUUUAUGCUCUGGCUCGUCAACAAGACCGUUUGGAUUACAUCCUGACGCAGCAGAUGAUAAGCCCGGGAAAAUCCAAUGUCUUAGAGUCCCACCUGGAUAACAUUGUCACCGUUCUGGCUCCCCAGUGCGUCAACCUUGUGGAUGCGUUCCAGGUUCCCGAUGCGUUUCGUUCCCCGUGCGCGGCUAAAACUUUGGAGUCGUACUGGACUAUUCCAGGGACAAACACGGGGAUUCAGCGCGGUGAUAGAGUGACACUCUUUCACGACAAAAAGCCCACUGGUGACGCCAAAGAGGAACAGGAGAAUAUGCAAGAAUCGGAAGAAGAAUGGGAUCUGUUCCACGGACUCGCAGAGUUGCCAUCCUUUGCCCAGAAAAAGUGA
This is a messenger RNA of Trypanosoma cruzi, 2208 nucleotides long. RefSeq lists its product as uncharacterized. The record is from RefSeq and is a predicted model, not a curated record. Gene Ontology annotation, cellular component: peroxisome. Gene Ontology annotation, molecular function: fatty acid binding; FAD binding; acyl-CoA oxidase activity. The coding region runs from base 1 to 2208 and encodes 735 amino acids. Lineage: Eukaryota; Euglenozoa; Kinetoplastea; Trypanosomatida; Trypanosomatidae. The transcript has a single exon. Gene Ontology annotation, biological process: fatty acid beta-oxidation using acyl-CoA oxidase; lipid homeostasis.